Messenger RNA from Aspergillus niger, 618 nucleotides. RefSeq lists its product as uncharacterized. The transcript is spliced from 2 exons. The coding region runs from base 1 to 618 and encodes 205 amino acids. The record is from RefSeq and is a predicted model, not a curated record. Lineage: Eukaryota; Fungi; Ascomycota; Eurotiomycetes; Eurotiales; Aspergillaceae.
AUGACGAGUAUUUUCCUGUUCUGCACCUCCAACGUGCCAGCAAACACGAUCAACCAAUUCAUGACAGAAUUCGCCGACGCCAGCGAAGACCCAAACAUCUUCUGUCUAGUCCGCACUCCCGACCAGGACCAGUUCGAUGAAUGGGGCACCGAACCACCCGUGCAAGACUUCACGACUGGCUUUGAAAACGCCUCUGAUUCUGCUCUCCGCCUCUACACACAGAAUCGAAUCGAUGAACUCAAGGAUGCAGGCAAGGCCGGUGGGCUAACACCCGGAUGGUUGGCUAAGCUUGAUGAGCGAUCCCGGCGCGACUCGACCGUGGUUCUGCAAUACCGCAAGAUCAAAGCCAACUGGGCACAGGCGUUGGAAGAUGCUGAAGAGCAGUUCCAAAUCCCCGGUCAGGCGGAUGUUGAUGAUCAGAAUAUCUGGUGGAAGUGGCGUGUGCCAUUUGCGGAUGCUUUCCAGCUGUUUAACAGCGUCGAUGGGGGUGUCCCGGAUAUGAUUCGACUGUUUACCCGGCCAGAGUUUAUGGACUCGGAGGGUGUGCUUCAUGUGGAUGUCCCACGUCAGAUCAUCAAGGGGGAGAUUCCGGAUCCCGUUACAGAGAGUGCAAGCUGA